This is a messenger RNA of Neltuma alba, 2813 nucleotides long. RefSeq names its product elongator complex protein 5. Gene Ontology annotation, cellular component: cytosol; elongator holoenzyme complex; nucleus. The transcript has 8 exons. Gene Ontology annotation, biological process: tRNA wobble uridine modification. Lineage: Eukaryota; Viridiplantae; Streptophyta; Magnoliopsida; Fabales; Fabaceae. The record is from RefSeq and is a predicted model, not a curated record. Gene Ontology annotation, molecular function: tRNA binding. The coding region runs from base 1616 to 2551 and encodes 311 amino acids.
GAGAGUUGGAGCUAACCAUGGCUUUCUUUGCUCCUUUAGUCUUCAUAUCAUUUCCAUCAAAGUAGUAGAGUCCAUCCCAUUCUUUAGCAUCAAAAUCUUCCUCCCUGAGGUUGAAUCCUGAAAAACACAAUUAACAUCAUCACAGAUCACUCGACAUACUUGUCCUUUAGUCACUUUGCUCACAGAUAUAAGGUUGCAAGUAAGAGCAGGAACAAAUAAAACAUUAUGAAUUUCCAGGUUCUCAGAUAGGGCCACAAUGCCAACACCCUCAACUUUAGUAUAUAGUCCAGUUGCUACUUUUACUCUAAGGUUCUCAUGGCAAUAUUUGAGGGUUUUGAAGAGGGACUUAUUACCAGUCAUGUGAUUUGUAGCACCGGAGUCAACAAUCCAUGUCUCAUCAAUAGUUACCAUUGCAUUAAGGGCUAUAAUGGAAUUACCUGACUGAAUCAAGUUCACAUUGGGAACAAAUUUCGAUUUGUUUUGCUUUUCAAGUAUCUUACGAAGCAUUUGAAGUUCUUCUCUAGUCAACCAACCUCCAUCAUCACCUUUUUCUUCAGAGGAAGUGUGGUGGCUCUUUCCAUCUUGCCGUUGUUUCUGUUUCCCUUGGGUUGGUUUUCUAUGUAGCUUCCAGCAUUUAUCUCUAGUAUGACCUCUCUUGUUACAGUGAUUGCACUACUUGUUCCCUUUCUUCUCAAAGCCCUCUGAUGUCUGGAAGCCCCUCGUGACCAAUGCUGAGCCAUCUACUGGAGUUUGGUUACCUUGGGUGAGGUGUCUUCGGCUUUCUUCGAACUUAACCAUGCUGAAGACUUCAAAUAGGGAUGGAAGGGGCUUUAGACCCAUAAUUCUGCCUCUCACUUCUUCAAACACAUCAUUCAGGCCCAAUAGAAAGUCAUAGGUUCGUCCCCUUUCAACGAGUUGUUUGUAGUAAUUAGCAUCAUCCAUAUCCUUCUAAGGAUGUACUUCAAAGAGAUCCAAUUGCUGCCAUAUCUUUGUUAGAGUGUUGUAGUAUUGUGUUACAGUCAAGUUUCCUUGCUUUAGAUCUUUGAGCUGCCUCUUUAGAUCUAAUAAGGCUGCAGUGUUAUCCAAUGUAGAGUAAGUACGCUUAGCAACAUCUCAGAUUUCCUUGGUUGUGUUCGCAAGAAGGUACCCCUCAUUGAUUUUGAGAGUCAUUGAGUUGCACAGCCAAGACAUCACCUGAUUAUUUUCAGCGAACCAGGUGUCAAAGUUUGGAUCAUUAUGUGAAGGUUGUUUUGCUUCUCCAUUGAUAUACUUCUCUUUACGCUUCCCACGUAGAUACCUUAAUACACUUUGGGACCAUUGGAGAUAGUUGUUGCCAUUAAGUUUGUGAGCCACCCCCAUAGUUUGAUGCUCAGUGGUUGUCAAGUCUAACACUGGAUCAGAAUUUUUAGGGGCUAUUACAGAUGAAGAAGUGUCUUGUGUGCCAGACAUGAGGACUGUCGGACUACUGCCUUUGGAGACAGCAAUAUUUCGGACAAACCCAAAAAGAGGUGGAAAUUCCGGUGGAUUCAUCUUUAGGGGACGACGGUGUCUCUGUUUGGCCCUGACGACGACGUGUGAAUUUCACGUGCGGAGGCUGUGAUGGCGUGUGAGCUUCAUGCGUUGCUUUGUUGGACGUCAGCUUCCGUGGAUUGGCCGAUCGGUGGCUUCUGGUGAGGGCUGGAGUGGCGGUGUUGUUCACCUCCCUUCUGUUGAUUCAGAUCUAAGGAUUCACAUUUUGGAUUGCUAUACAGAUCCUCUUGGUUGGAAGGAUAAAAUACAGAAAUCUAGAAAUGUUAGGGAUAUUCCUUGCCAAAGUUCACUUAUUUCCAGUUUUUAUAAAGAUAUGAAGGAUAUGGAAAAAUUGUUUUCUAUAAUCACUGAACUGGGUGGAGGACUAGUUGAAGAGAAGAAAGCCUUCUUUUGCGUUGCCAUAGACUCGCUAAGUGAACUGUUGAGACUCACAACUUCACAAUCCGUCUCGGGUUUCUUAAGCAAUCUGCGGAGCCAUGAUCAAAUUUCGUGUAUAUUUGGGUUAUUGCAUUCUGAUCUCCAUGACGAUAGGGUUGCAGCUGUUCUUGAUUACAUGUCCUCCAUGGUGGCCAAUGUCGAACCAUUUCAUCAUUCCUUGUCUGAACAAAGUUUUAGCAGGGGGAAGUUCAAUGUCAGGUUCAAGCGCAGAAAUGGGCGAGUUAGAGUGACGAGUGAAGAAUUUAAAGUUGACCCUGGAGGAAUUAGCUUUACAUCUAUUCCCUCAGCGGAUGGACUAUCCAUCUCAGGCCUACUGCCGAAGGUGCAAUUCAAUCUUGAUCUGUCUGAGAAGGAGCGAACUGAUAGGGCUAACGUUGUGCUCCCUUUUGAACACCAAGGAAAUGGUAAACCCAUACAAAUAUAUGAUGGUAGAAGAUCGCUUGAAGAUUACAACAUUGAGGCAAAGCACACUUCUGGUAGUAAAAAAGUGGGUUCUGGCACGGGUGAGAUUAUUUAUUAUCGUGAUUCAGAUGAUGAGAUGCCGGAUUCUGACGAAGACCCAGAUGACGAUUUAGAUAUAUGAAUAUCCUUUAUAUUAUCAGAAAAAUGUGGACUUUUAUUGUAAUUUUACUAGGUUUCCUUCAGUAUUUUACUCCCAUUUCUCUGUUUAAUGUAAUAGAGAUGUUUUCGUGUAUUUUUUCGCCCCAACUUUUACCAUCAACAGGGUCAUAGAAUAGGUUAUUUCACUUGUACAUAAGCAGAGUUCAAAAAAAAAAUCGACAGAUGAAGCCAACGUUAUUCGAAAUUGUUCUCAAUAUAUUAUGGAUUGACAUGGAAUCAUAUUU